Dalotia coriaria is the source of this 444-nucleotide messenger RNA. Its product is annotated as WW domain-binding protein 11-like. NCBI's taxonomy places the organism in Eukaryota, Metazoa, Arthropoda, Insecta, Coleoptera, Staphylinidae. Bases 90 to 374 code for a protein of 94 amino acids. The transcript has 3 exons. The record is from RefSeq and is a predicted model, not a curated record.
AAACGCAACUGGUAUAAAUUCGUGUCGCUGAAAGUCAACUUCAGUACAAUUCACAACUUCAAAGUGUAUCAACAUUAAAUAACAUAACCAUGAAUUUCAAAUUCAAUCUGUUCCUUGUUUUAGUGGUGGUUUUGAUGUAUUUUAAUGACAUAACCUCAUCUGAGAACCCUCCACCUGGCCCACCGCCAAAUGGAGCCCGUCCAUCCGGCCCACCGCCAUCUGGUUCGCCACCAGGACCUCCACCAUCCGCAAACGGCACCAGAUCAUUCCGUAGAGGACUCCUCCCAAGGAUGGGUAAGUUUAAAGAUGGCCGUGCAUGUGGUGGACGUUCCACAACAGUCGCACCCGGAGCAUCACCCGAUCCACGCACCUAACCUCAAUUUUCAACUACAAUCUUGUAUAAUGCUGACCACGUGUAUAUUAAAUAAAUGCAUCAUAAAUUAA